Diatraea saccharalis (sugarcane borer) is the source of this 2721-nucleotide messenger RNA. NCBI's taxonomy places the organism in Eukaryota, Metazoa, Arthropoda, Insecta, Lepidoptera, Crambidae. The record is from the annotation of a GenBank genome assembly.
AGUUGUCUAUCGCGGAGUAGAGCGUAGAGACGCGUUUACGCUUUCGCCGGUCUUCUCGAUGCGUUCUGUCCUAUUUGCGAUAUUUAUGGCUCGUAAUUUCAUUAUCAGACAAUAGCGAUUUCAUGAGAAUUCCAUGAGAUGGCAUCACAAUCACCGUUGCUGGCACAACGAAAAGUCACGUGGGUCGUGGAACUAGGAGAUAUACCCGCUCACAAAUUUGCUCCGUACGAGAGGCAUGUUAAUCACAGUAAAUAUGAGCGGGAGGAUGUGCAAAAGAAAACGUUCGCCAAAUGGAUAAACUCGCAGCUCGAGAAGAACGACAAACCGCUGGUGCAGGAUCUGGUGGCUGAGUUGCGCGACGGUGAGGUGCUGCUUUCGCUGCUGGAAAUUCUCACCGCCCAGCAAUACAAACGCGAGCGCGGGCGUAUGCGUGUACACCAGAUCAACAACGUGAACACGGCACUGCAGGUGCUCGACGCUAACGGCGUCAAGCUUGUCAACAUCAGCAGCAACGAUAUCGUCGAUGGAAACCCGAAGCUCAUACUCGGACUGGUGUGGAGUAUAAUCCUGCACUGGCAGGUACAGUAUCACCUGCGCGAGCUGAUGACUGAGACGCAGCAGACCAACCUCGAGAAGACCCUGCUCGCCUGGUGCCGCACACACACACAGAAUUAUCCUGGUGUGAACGUGCGCAACUUCACGUCGUCAUGGAGCGAUGGGCUCGCGUUCAACGCGCUGCUACAUCGGUGGCGGCCGCAUUUGUUCAAUUUCAACGACUUGGCGGAGAGCUCGCCCGCCCAAAGAUUAGAGCACGCCUUCCACCUUGCCAACCGACACCUGGGUAUACCGAGACUACUAGACCCCGAGGACGUGAACACGCCGAGUCCGGACAAGAAGUCAAUCAUGAUGUACCUCAUGUGCGUGUUUCAAUCUGUGGCGCGCGGGGGAGAGGACGCUGCGCCCGCAGCGGGGGAGGGCGAGAGUGAGGCGGGGGAGGCGGGUGAAACGGAGGCGACGGAAGGCGGGUGUGGGGGAAGACCGCUGUCAUCGGGUACGGGCGCAUCGGUGGAGGUGGGCGGAUAUAGUUUGGCGUUGGAGGAGGCGCUGGCGUGCUUGCUGGAGGCCGAGGAGCGGCUGCAAGCCUGUCCGCCGCUACCCACCGACCUGCCCGCGCUCAAAGAACGAUUCCAUCAACACGAGCGUUUCCUCCUGGAGUUGUCGGAGGCCCAGACGCUGGUGGGAGGCGUGCUUGAGGGGGGCGCGCGACUGUUGGGCUCGGGUGGGCUGACGCGGGAGGAGGCGGCGGAGGUGCGGCUGCAGGCGCGUUUACUCAACCAGCGAUGGGACUCGCUCCGGCACGCUGCCAUGGCCGCGCAGCAUCAGCUGCAUCACACGCUCAUGCACACGCAACGGGAACACCUGCAGACGUUCAGACAGUGGCUUACGGCGACGGAGGACCGCAUGUCGCGCAUGGGCCGGCUGUCGGGCGCGCCGCACGCCGUGCACGCGCAGCUGCACGCGCUGCAGGCCCUGCAUGCGGACCUGCGCCGCCACCAGCCUACUGUCGACGCGCUCGCCGACUGCGUCGUCGUGGUCGACGACCAGGCAGAGCCGGAUCACACCGUGACGGAGAUAGAGGAUGAACUGACGGCGUUGGGUGAGCGCUGGACGCACACGUGCCAGUGGACCCUGCAGCAGCUGCAGCGGCUACAGGACCUGCAGGCGCGCUGCACGCAGCUCGACCAGCAGCACGCGACCCUGCUGCAGGACAUCGAUGCGCUCGAGGCCGAGCUCAAGCAGAUGGAGGCGAAUCCGGUGGGGUCAGUGGGUGAGGUGCCAGAGCGGUGUGCGGCACUGACCCGCGUACGGGGCGAGCUGUCCCGGCAGCGGGCGGCUGCGGGGGAGCACGCGGCCCGCGUGCAAGAACUAUUGGUGGACUGCGACGACCGCGCCGACCGCGCCGGCCUCGUCGACCGCGCCGAUGCGCUGCAUGAUAGGCUCGAUGCGCUGCACCUUAUACUCACCGUACAAGCUGACCGGAUUAAAGAACUGGGCUUCGAAUUCGAAAUACCUCCAGAAGAUCGAUCCGAAACGGAACCCCCUCGCGGCGCUUCUAAAAAACCGCGACUCUCUGACCCCACGGUACAACAAACGACACAACCAGAACCAGAACCAGAUGACUUCGAAACCUGGGCAGAACAAUCCCUCCAGGAAAUUGAACGAGAUCGACCGAUCGAUUCCAAAUCGUAGAACGAAGCUUACGGGACACCGGAGGCGUAUUAAGUGCGAUAAACGACAAGGAAGACUUGGAACAACGAGCUCGACCGUUGCGAGAACAGCUGCAGGAGAUAGAGGCCUGGAGGCACAAGUGGAAGGGAGUGGCGCCCUCUGCAAACCAACUUAUACAUCUCAGAAAUAAAUUGCGCACUCUCAAACAAAUGAAACCCGCCCUAGACGAGCUGGCGGCCAAGGCUAUAGUUCUCCUCACCAAACCCCUGUCUCAGCUGCAGCGGGAUGCCGUCGACAGCGAAGCGAAGCUCGUUAAGCAAACUUACGACGACCUGUUAAGUUCUCUGAGCGACAAAGAAGGGGAAAUCAAACUUGCACUCGCUCGGAAAACUGACGACCCCCGAGCGAGGUUCGACGCUCUCCGAAACAGAAUAGUCACGAUGGAGAGUCAGAUACUGCAGGAGCACGCGCUCCUCGCCGCCGAUACUAACG